Microdochium trichocladiopsis is the source of this 723-nucleotide messenger RNA. RefSeq lists its product as uncharacterized. The record is from RefSeq and is a predicted model, not a curated record. The coding region runs from base 1 to 723 and encodes 240 amino acids. The transcript has a single exon. Lineage: Eukaryota; Fungi; Ascomycota; Sordariomycetes; Xylariales; Microdochiaceae.
AUGGCCACCGCCAACGCCGCCGCCGCUCCCGGCGCGCCGCCCAGCGAUGACGCCCUCAAGGCCCGCAUCAUCACGCACAUGAACCGCGACCACGCCGCCGAGCUGGCACACUACCUGCGCGCCUUCAACGGCAUCCCCGCCUCGGCCGCCCGCGGCGCCCAGCUCACCGACCUCACCCUCGACACGCUGCACAUCGAGACGUCGGCCUCCGGCACAAAGCCAGCACACACCGUCGCCAUAUCCCCGCCCAUGGCGUCCCUCUCCGAGUCGCGCGUCCGCCUCGUCGAGAUGGCCAAGACGGCCCAGGCCAAGCUCGGCCUGAGUGACAUCAAGAUGGACAACAGCUACACGCGCCCCGAGGGCGGCGGGAUCGCCUCCUUCGCGGGAGUCGCCUUCUACUUCCUCUCCGCCCUCGCGCUGCCCUGGAUCAAGCCCGGCACCGCCGCGUGGGACGUCGUCGACAGCGUGUACCCCUCGUUCGCGGGCGGCGCCGGGGGGUUCGUCUGGCUCACCCGCGCGAUCGUGGUGCCCGUGCUGCUGAUCCACAUCACCGAGGCGUGGUGGAUGGCGCGGACGCGCCUGGCCAAGCACAGCGUCGACGUCGGCAGCAGGACGUGGUGGCUGUGGACGGGCAACACGUUCUUCGAGGGUGCCCCGGCGUUUUGGCGGUUCGACAAGCUCGUCGAGGCGGAGAGGGUGCGGCGGCAAGGGAUCAAGCAUUAG